GAGUGCUCCUGCUCCGCGUUCUGCUGGCAGCAGCGUGUAACCCAGGUGAAGGCAGAGAAGGGAGGGUUGUUUUUAUGAAUGGGACUCUUUGAGGUUAAUUAGGCUGAUUGGAGUCCAGAUCCCGAGGAAAUCUCCAGAUCAAAUGCCCAGUAAAUAAAAACACUGAGCUAAGACUCGUGGAAGAGCUGCAGAAUGGAUGGAUUUUAUGACCAGCAAGUGCCUUACAUGGUCACCAAUAAUCCGCGUGGGAGAAACUGUAAUGAGAGACCGACAAAUGUCAGGAAAAGAAAAUUCAUUAACAGAGACCUGGCUCAUGAUUCAGAAGAACUCUUUCAAGAUCUGAGCCAAUUACAGGAGACAUGGCUUGCAGAAGCUCAGGUACCUGACAAUGACGAGCAGUUUGUGCCAGACUAUCAGGCAGAAAGUUUGGCUUUUCAUGGUCUCCCUGUGAAAAUCAAGAAGGAACCCCAUAGCCCAUGUUCGGAACUUGGCUCCGCUUGCAGUCAAGAGCAACCAUUCAAGUUCAGUUAUGGGGAAAAGUGCCUGUACAAUGUCAGUGCCUAUGAUCAGAAGCCACAAGUGGGAAUGAGGCCCUCCAACCCGCCGACGCCAUCCAGCACUCCCGUGUCACCGCUGCACCAUGCUUCCCCAAACUCCGCUCAGACUCCUAAACCUGACCGCGUUUUCCCUGCCCACCUCCCUCCAUCCCAGUCCAUUCAAGACAACAGCUUCCCUAUGGAUCACAGAUUUCGCCGCCAGCUCUCUGAACCUUGCAAUUCUUUCCCACCUUUGCCUGCAAUGCCAAGGGAAGGACGCCCAAUAUAUCAGCGCCAGAUGUCUGAACCAAACAUCCCUUUCCCGCCUCAAGGAUUUAAGCAGGAGUACCACGAUCCAGUUUAUGAACACAAUGCUAUGGUUGGCAGCGCAGCCAGUCAAAAUUUCCCCCCUCCUCUGAUGAUUAAACAGGAACCUAGGGAUUUUGCAUAUGAUUCAGAAGUGCCUAGCUGCCAUUCCAUUUACAUGAGGCAAGAAGGCUUCCUGGCUCACCCAAACAGAACAGAAGGCUGUAUGUAUGAGAAGGGACCUAGGCAGUUUUAUGAUGACACUUGCGUUGUUCCAGAGAAGUUUGACGGUGAUGUCAAGCAGGAGCCAGGCAUGUACCGCGAAGGACCCACGUAUCAGCGGCGAGGCUCGCUUCAGCUCUGGCAGUUCUUGGUAGCUCUUCUUGACGACCCAUCCAACUCUCACUUCAUAGCAUGGACUGGCCGAGGCAUGGAGUUCAAGCUGAUUGAGCCAGAGGAGGUGGCACGUCGCUGGGGGAUUCAGAAAAACAGGCCAGCUAUGAACUAUGAUAAACUUAGCCGAUCUCUUCGCUAUUAUUAUGAAAAGGGAAUAAUGCAAAAGGUGGCUGGAGAAAGAUACGUCUACAAGUUUGUUUGUGACCCCGAAGCGCUUUUCUCCAUGGCUUUUCCCGACAACCAGCGCCCCUUACUGAAGACUGACAUGGAGCGCCACAUCAAUGAGGAGGACACUGUGCCUCUGUCCCACUUUGAUGAGAGCAUGGUCUACAUGCAGGACGGAGGCUGCUGCAACACCCACCCCUACAACGAAGGCUAUGUCUAUUAACAACAGUGACACUGAAGGGGUGUUUCUCCCUCCCUUAAGCUUCUCCUCUUUCCCAAGACCCAGAGGAAAGCUGAAUCGACUUCAGUUUGUUUUUUAAAUAGUACACUAAAAGGGGCUUUUCCUGUUGCAUUACUCCUAUGGUCUGCCAUGGACAGCGCACUUUAUUUGAAAGGGGAGGGUUGGAACCUAAAUGUUAUUCUGUGUAAAAGGAGGAAAAGGGUGGGUUUGCUUUUUACUUAAGUUUGGGAAGGGAACAUGCAGGUUUUAAGUACAAAAAAAAGGCUAUAUCAUGUCUGUUUUGUUUCAUAUCAGCAUAAGAUAUUGUACAUUUUCUCUGGGUAUCCGUAGUACAGUUAAUUCUCAUUGUGCAAAAUAACCACUUUUGAUGAUGAUAUCAGCACAGCAUGCCUAGGGCAUUUGUUUCUUGCCAUUCUUAAUUGUCUUUCUGCAGUUAUAAAAGAGAAGCAAAGCAUACACCACAGCAUUUAAUUUAGAAGUUUCCAGUGGCAGAACUUGUAGCUUGCCUCUGAGAACAAUCAGAUAAUUUUCCUAAGGUGAUUUUUUUGUUUCUUGUUUGUUUGGUUUUGUUUUUUUUUGUUUAUGACCUAAAAAAAAAAAUUCAGAAAAUCUUAUUUAAUGACAGACUGGCCAUAAGUAUAGUGACCAAGCAGUGAAAUCCCUGACUUCAGUCUGCAAGCUGCAUGCUGUAUCCGGUGCCACAUUGCUAUACAUAUAUGGCCCAUGUACUAUGGCGUUGAUUUUUCAAGAUCCAUUUGAGGGUUGUAAUUACAUGGAGUAGGCUUUCUGAUGAUCAUGUCAGCAUUAAAUACAGGAUCAUGAUCAGGAGGGAGAAAACAUUUUGUAUCCUUCCAUUUCCUUUGGUACAUAAAUAAGUUAUUUAAUCAAUAGGAAUUAACUGUACUAAGUCACAUAUCUAAUUAUGCUGUUUAGACACAGCAAGCACUCCUUGAGAAAAAUAUCCAAUACACUAAAUAGGUACUUUAGUAAUUUUUAGACACGGUACCCAUUAAUAUGCAUUUAAACCUUUUACUGCUGUGUUAUGUUGAUAACAUAUAUAAAUACUAGAUAAUGCUAAUGCUUCUGCUGCUGUCUUUUUCUGUAAUAUUCUCUUUGAUGCUGAAUUUACUAUGACCAUUUAUAAGCAAUGCUGUAACUACAGGUAGCAUUUCAGGACAAAAUAGAUGACUUGAACCAUUUAUUGCUUAGAAAAUAGCUUACGCCAUAGCUGUGCUAUAAGCAGCUUUUAUGCGCAUCCACAAAUGACUAGUAAGCUUCAGCUUGCUAAGGAAAGCUCUGCAGAACCUUUUGUAAUUUUCGGUGGAACAGAGAUGAACUGUCAAAGAAUACCAUGAAGUUGCUGUAUGACGUUGUAGUGCUGGCACUGGUGUUACCAAUCAACUUGUUUUGGACACUAAAUGUAAAUGUGAUCAGAUAUGCUCGGAAGACAAUUUAAAUUUU
Molecule: messenger RNA, 3105 nt
Organism: Ficedula albicollis (Collared flycatcher)
Lineage: Eukaryota; Metazoa; Chordata; Aves; Passeriformes; Muscicapidae
Gene: ETV1
Product: ETS variant 1
Exons: 13
Coding region: 193-1626 (477 amino acids)
Biological process (GO): cell differentiation; regulation of transcription by RNA polymerase II
Cellular component (GO): nucleus
Molecular function (GO): sequence-specific DNA binding; DNA-binding transcription factor activity, RNA polymerase II-specific
Source: RefSeq, a predicted model, not a curated record